This is a messenger RNA of Coccinella septempunctata (seven-spotted ladybird), 3910 nucleotides long. RefSeq lists its product as uncharacterized. Gene Ontology annotation, biological process: regulation of transcription by RNA polymerase II; positive regulation of gene expression. The record is from RefSeq and is a predicted model, not a curated record. Gene Ontology annotation, molecular function: transcription coregulator activity. The transcript has 5 exons. NCBI's taxonomy places the organism in Eukaryota, Metazoa, Arthropoda, Insecta, Coleoptera, Coccinellidae. The coding region runs from base 161 to 1792 and encodes 543 amino acids. Gene Ontology annotation, cellular component: nucleus; core mediator complex; mediator complex.
AAUCCCCACUCAGUCUUUUCGGGUACACCAUGUUCCCCUUUACACAGUGCAGACUCGAGAACUGCACAAAGCGCAAUGUACCACCGCCAUUACUGUGGAACAGAGCUACUCAAAGUUCUGGCAAAAAUUAUUCGGUUUUUUCGUUACAGAUCAACUUUAAAUGCAGAAUAACGUAAUAGAAUUAACUCAGAGAUUAUUACGAUCACUGGAUGACAAUUACAAUGUCGUCGACAUGCCUGCAGUCAUUGAAAUCAUAUCUAUUCUGGAAAAAGUUUCUAUUACCAAAGAAUUACUGGAGACCACCAGACUGGGGAAAUACAUUAAUGAGUUAAGGAAGAAGACCUCUAAUGAAUCCCUGUCAAAGAGAGCCAAAGAGUUGGUGAAAAAAUGGAAGAACAUGGUAUUGCCAGAUACAAAUGGUCAAGUGAAACCGGCUUAUCCGGCAGGACAGAUAUCAGAGAGAACAGACUUGGACAAGGGCAGGAAGAGGCCUGCCAGGGAAGCCCCGGAGCACAUAUCUCAGAUGAAGAGGCCAAAAAUCAAUGGUCAAUCGACGGAUUUCGAUUUUUCAGACAAUUCCAACUCAAGUUUCAAAGACGUGAACAAAUUAAACGAAUUGAGGGCAAAUUCCACAGUUAUAAUGAUCAAUUCGGACUCCAAUUCUAGUCUUCCCGAUGCCCUACGGCAAGAUCCGCCGCUGGAACAGCAAUUGCCCAAGAAAAGGGGCCGGAAAAAAGGUUCCAAGAACCACAGGAAUUUACUGGACGAUGCUGAGUCUUCUUUAGCUAAUAAACUGGCAGUUUCUAGUCUUUGCAUGUCACGGGGCAAUUCCAAGGUGAAGACCACCCAAGAAUUGAUAGCCGGACUGCAGAACAAGGGUACGUCCUCGGUUCUCGGCCUGCCGCCACUGAACUCCAGGCCCAAGGAGGACCUGAACGAGAGGGCGGCCAAGCUGACGGAACGGGUGUCCAUGAUCGACCAGAGGCUGUACACCAACUCCAACAGGUCCAAGCAGAAGAACAGGUUCACGGCCAAGCUGAACGUCGAGAAGAACGACAGGGUGAUCGAGUCGGGUUCCGUCAUCAACGACAAGAGCCUGGCCACGACCAAGGUGAAGGAAGAAGAAGAGAUCAUCGUCGUGGACGAUGUGGUACCCAGUGAUAAGAAGGAGGAAUCUGAGCCCGCCAGGGACGUUCCGCAGGAACCGGAAGGUCCGCCGCCCCUUACGGUGGACGAGAUACUGGCCCAGCUGCCUCCGGUGGACCUGUCCUUCCUUCAGGAGCCCGAACCAGAGGAACCGAGCUGUACCUGCGUGCUGAGGGAGAACAAGACGGAUUUCUCGGUGGAGGAGGCGCCGGCCGAGACGGAGCCGGAGCCCCCGUGCCAGUUCGAGUUCGUGGAAGACGAAACGUGCCCCGCGAAGACUCAUUACGAGGAAAAGUACCGAUUGAACGAUGUGGACGAGUGCCGGGUGCAGCAGCUCGGCCAGACUUAUCUGCCCAACGUCAACGGCAACCCCCUGACCGUACCUAACGAGGAAGUCGUGGAGAAGGACGAUCGCGGUCUUUACGUCAACGUAGUGCCUAAUGUAUAUAGCGAAUGCAAGUUGAAGGGCGAACUGCCCAAAGAGAACUACAAAAAGUACAGCAUUUCAGAGGCGGGGGAGGCCCCGGCCGACGAACGGACAGGUGACAGUGAGUUUUGUGGCUUCGCAGAGUGGCACGAGUGCAUCGAGAGGCCCUCCUACAACGGAGACACCCUGAAGAUUCUGCCGUACGUCGUUAUCGAUUGAAAAAAACCUAGUCCGCAUCCAGAUAAUCGAUCAGUUUAUAUGUUUUAUACGAGAUCGUUCCCCCCCUGUUUUUCCUUUUUUUUUAUCCAUUGAUUUUGAACCAAAUUCCGGACGGUUGGUAUUAUUGAUUUUUUUUUAAUACCGAUCGACCAAACCGUUUUCGCUAGUUGAACUGUUUGAGAUGAUUAUGUUUGUCUCCUUAUCUCCAGUUGAUUUUUUAAUGUGAGUGCUUGGCGGUUUUAGGAUUUUCCAGGAAAAGUCAACGUUUCAAGCUGUAAGUCGUGUUGAAAUUGGCUUUCUGCUUGUUCAAGAUCUAUUUCUACUGAACAAAUGGUGGAUAGCACACCCCCUGAAAAAUAUCAGGUAAAGAUUUACUCACAAUCGUUGAAAGAUUCCGAGAUUCAGUCUGAGCUGAGAGUGCCAUAAAACUGACAGUUUUUCUUUUCCUAAAUAUCCUCAGAUAGAAACCAGAUCGAUUGAAGGGGGGGUUCAGGUGAUCCCCAAGUGAUAUCUCGUUGUUUCUUGGAAUUUCCAAAGCUGCCAAUCACGAGUACGAUGUUAGAAAUGAUUAUGAUAUGAAAAUUUAUUUAUUUUACCUGAAUUAUUUGUAGAUUCAUUAUUUAUUACAGAGAGAGAGCAAUUGGGAGCUGUUCCUAAUCAAAAAAAAAAAUAAUUCAAUCGCGCAGAGGUGUACACCUUAUUCGAUAUUUUUAAUUAUUUUUAGUUCGUUGAUCGAAGUUAAUUCGACCUCUGUUACUCUAUUAGUUUCGCCAAUUGUCUUUCGUUUAUGUUAUGUUGGGAUGAAACAGAUAAAAAGGCUAAUCUCGUUAAACGUUUCGACAAUAUCGGACAUUCAGUUUCUAUUUCGGACGAAUAGAAAGUAUACGAUCGAGAAAAGUGGUUUUGGUUUUCUUCAAAUUCAUAUCUUUUUUUUUCUACAUCCUCGACGUUGGGUGUACGUUGUAAUUGAAAAUUUUCUUGAUGUGACUGAAAUGGAGGAAAAUUUUAUAAGCUGUUGAUAGUUAUUGAUAGAUUUUGGUAAAUCGGACUGCUAUGUUUGUACCUUGAGCGACCAAGAAAAACUUUGCCUUAAACACUGUUCUUCACUCGAGCCUUAAUGGAAAUGACCGAUUAUACACCAACUUUUGAUUGAUAUUCCACUGAUAUCGUAUUGUUUUAAAAAAAUUUGUGGGAAAUCAAUCGGGUGCAUGUAUUGCGGUUGUUUGAAAUUGAGGAAUCCCAAAGCUUAAAUCGAAAAAUGAAGAUGUUAAGAUAGGAAAAUCCAGAGUAACGGUUUAUUUACUUUUGAUUCCCAACAACACACAGAGAAUGUUAUACUAUUGUAAAAUAAAAAACAAUAUUUAAACACACUGUUUUAAUUGUAUAUAUUUGUACAUUUGUCUUCUUUUUUGUUCAUAAUUCUACAAAACCAAAUAAAUCUGAAAAAUUAAUUCAAAGUUAUAGCAAUGAUUUAAUUAUAUUAAUUUUUGUGGAUUGAUAAGCCAUUGUUGAUUUUUUAAGUUUUCUGUGAAUAUCCUUUUGUUGCUGCAACAUAUUGAACAUUCUUUGUUAUCCUCGACGGCUACAACUUGUGUUAGAAGAAGAACCUUUAGGUUUCUUGAAAACAUUUAUUUUAUACCAAAUAAAUUGCUAAAAGAGUUCCAUUAUUAAUAUUUUUUACGUCGAUCUAUCAGUUGUUGUAGUCUGUUUAAUCUUACAAGAGUAAAUUGGAAAAUUUAUGAUUUUUUUGUUGUGUAAAUAGCAUCAAUAUAUGAUUUUACAGAGGAUCUCUUCCAUAUUUUCUUGGAAUGUUUUUGAGAAACCACAAAUCAUGUAAAUUAAUAAAAAAAUAAGAGUUUGUAAGUUAAUGGACAGACAUUCCAAGGAAACGGAAAUUUAUUAUGACUUGAAGAAAGUAUCUCUAUUGAAAACUGAUUCAAUGGAUGAAAAUUUACGGGAAAGUGCCUAACUUAGUCAGAAUAAUUUGUGGAGUGUGAUAUAGGAAAUUAUAUUAUGUACUCUUAUUAAUUUAAAAACCAGAAGAUUUUAUAAUUCUUUUCUGGAUUUCAAAACUAAGUAUGGUACCUAUUGUUUCAAAUAAAAAUAAUAGUUGGUCAA